Messenger RNA from Colletotrichum truncatum, 2280 nucleotides. RefSeq names its product kinesin family protein. The record is from RefSeq and is a predicted model, not a curated record. Gene Ontology annotation, cellular component: kinesin complex; microtubule. Gene Ontology annotation, molecular function: ATP hydrolysis activity; microtubule binding; plus-end-directed microtubule motor activity. NCBI's taxonomy places the organism in Eukaryota, Fungi, Ascomycota, Sordariomycetes, Glomerellales, Glomerellaceae. Gene Ontology annotation, biological process: microtubule-based movement.
AUGAAAACGUCAAAUCUCUUCCUCAUCAAACCAAUUUCCCCAGGUCGCGUCCCUUUGGAACCGACGACACGCCUCUCCUUCUCCAUAUCUCCUACUUGUCAGGGCUGCUGCUAUCUCCUGUCGUGUCAAUUCUUGGACUGGCCCACGAUGUCGGUUCGGGUGGUCGCGCGGAUUCGCCCUCUCCUUGAGAAGGAGCUGGAUAAGGACACCAUUGUCCGGGCGGACAGCACCGAGGAGGGAAAGCAUGCCACGCUUGUGAAGAUCCCGAGCCCCAAGAACGAGACUGAGGAGUUCUCCUUCGCCUUCAACAGUGUUUACGACCAAUCGACGACGCAGGAGGAACUCUUCACCGCCGAGGUUGCCCCCCAUUUGAAGGCGCUCUUCCAGGGCCUCGAUGUCACUAUAUUCGCAUAUGGAGUCACAGGAACUGGCAAGACGCACACCAUGCGAGGCGGGCUUAAGCUGGCAGAUAGGGGCGUCAUCCCCCGCCUACUCAGUGGUGUCUACCGACGCGGCAAGAAGAUUGCAAAAGACACGGGUGGUGAGACGACGGUGGAUGUUGCUCUGUCCUACUACGAGAUUUACAACGACAAGGUCUUUGAUUUGUUCGAGCCUCCCGAGAAGCGUAGUGCAUCUGGUCUCCCUCUCCGAGAGAAGGAUGGCAAGACCAUGGUGGUGGGUCUUUCAGAACGCGCCUGCGAAGAUCUACAGGACUUUUCGAAACUUUACAUCGAAGCCAACAACAACCGCGUCACUGCCGCCACAAAGCUGAACGCACACAGUAGUCGAAGCCACGCUAUCCUAAGGGUCAAGGUGACCCAAACGACUGGGGACACCAUCCGCGAGAGCACCGCGUCUGCCAUCGAUCUGGCAGGCUCCGAAGACAACCGCCGGACGGACAACGGCAAGGAACGGCUGAUUGAAUCUGCCGCCAUCAAUAAGAGCUUGUUUGUCUUGUCUCAGUGCAUCGAUGCCAUUUCUCGUGGAGACAAGCGUAUUCCGUACCGCGAGUCGAAGAUGACGCGUAUUCUCAGCUUAGGCCAAAACAAUGGCAUCACCAUCAUGAUUCUCAAUCUUGCACCCAUUCGCAGCUACCAUCUUGAUACCCUGAGCAGUCUGAACGUCAGCUCAAGAGCAAAGCGGAUCGAGGUUCGGGAGAUCGAGAACGAAGUCGUCUUCAAGCAGGUCCCUCGCACUAACUCUGGCAACUCUGCCCUCACACAUCGUCAGCCUCUCCGCCCGCUGGCUAACGUCCAUAACAUCCACAGUGGCACCAUCGCGGCCAAGGAGAAGGAAAAGGAGAAGGAUGUGACGCGGCCGGUCAAGGCUUUCAACGUUUUUGCAGACCGCCACAAGCCAACCGCUCCUAUCCGCCCGGCUGCCAACACCACCCAACUCCGAAAACCGGCCGUGGUAGUGGACCGCGAACUGGCACCCAAGGUGACGAAGGUCACACGUCCUGCCCAGCCGGCUGAACAGAAACUGUCCAUUUCCGCCGAGCAGUUGGAAGCCUUGGUUGAGAAGAAGGUCAGCGAGAUUCUUCGGUCGAGGGAGAGCAAGACAGCCGAACCUGCCCCGGCACCUGCUCAUCCCGAUGUCAACGAGGCUGUGCAACGUCGCUUGGAGGCACUCGAGCGACGCAUCGAGAACGAAGAGCGCGAAAGAGACGAUACCCGAUCAGAGGGCCUGCGUUAUCUUUUGGCUGCUAGGCAGGCAAAGGAACGCGGUGACGAUGUUGGCGCACUCAAGAUGUAUGAGCUUGCCCUCCCUUUCUUCCCAGGCCAAGCGAAGCUGCUGGGCAAGAUUCAAAAGCUGCGAGCAAAAGUUGGAAACAACGUUGCUGCUGAGUUUGCCACAUCCCCAGGAACACGCGACAGACACGAGAAGAAACGCAGAAGGAUUUCGCACGAGAGCGAUGACGAGUUCGAACAAGCAGAGGCGGAUGAAGACAUGAGCUUUGUGGAUGUUGGCGCAAAGUCGAGAAGCCGAAAGGCCAACUCGACAAAAGUCAACAAGUUGAUCUUCCCCGAACCGAGUGGCCCGGCCUCCCCUCGAACGCAGUGUCUUUUAAGCAUUGUUAAUUCUCGCGACCUGGAUCAGAUCAAGAGCCUACAUGGUUUUGGUUCGAAGAAGGCCCGAGACCUUGUCGACCAUCUGGAGGCCAUGACUACUGAUGACCAGGGUGGCGCCAUUGAAUCUUUGGCGCAGUUGAGGACUAUCCCUGGAAUGGGUGGUCGUACUGUUGAUCGUGCUUAUGACGGUCUCGUCAGUGCUGUUUAA